AUGUCAGAUCCCAGCCAGAAGAAAACCUGUUCCCAGAUCAUGGAUGAGUGGAAGGAGUUUAUAUGGAACCCCAGAACCCGGGAGUUCAUGGGCCGCACUGCCAGCAGCUGGGCACUGAUCCUCAUCUUCUAUCUGCUGUUCUACGCCUUCCUCACGGCUGUCUUCACUCUCAGUAUGUGGGUGUUGCUGCAGACCAUUGACGAAUAUAAUCCAAAAUAUGCAGAUCGACUGGUCAAUCCAGGAUUAAUGAUCAGACCCAAGUUGGACGCCCUGGAGAUCGUAUAUAGCAUUAAUGGACAGAACACUACCUGGCAUAAUUAUGUUGAUGGCCUUCAUACUGUGCUGCAAGAUUAUAACCAAUCUGUCCAAGAACAUAGAGGCACCAUGUGUACGCCUGGAGUCUACAACCGGCAGGAUGACACCGGGGAGGUCAGGAAUUACCCCAAGAAGGCUUGUCAGUUUGUACGGGAUAAUCUGGGUGACUGCUCCGGGAUAGGAUUGGAUCCCACGUUCGGAUAUGCCAAUGGAACGCCAUGUGUGCUCAUUAAAAUGAAUCGGGUGAUAAACUUCUUCCCACAAAUCAUCCCGAGCCUCUCCAACAACUCCAUCACUAUCAGAUGUUUCGGCAGGGAAAAUGACAAUCACCUGGGCAGCAGAGUCUACUUCCCCAGCACCAGCCAGGGCCUGGGCAGCAUCGACCUCAUGUACUUUCCCUACUAUGGAAACCGGGCUCAGAAAAACUACACCCAGCCCUUCGUGGCGGUGAAAUUCCUGAAUGCGACACACAACAUGGACCAUAACGUGGAAUGCCGCAUAAACGCCGCCAACAUCAAAAAUCAGGAUGAGCGGGACAAAUUCCAGGGACGGGUGAUCUUCAGGCUGAGGAUCGACUCUUGA
This is a messenger RNA of Staurois parvus, 897 nucleotides long. NCBI's taxonomy places the organism in Eukaryota, Metazoa, Chordata, Amphibia, Anura, Ranidae. The record is from the annotation of a GenBank genome assembly.